Messenger RNA from Canis lupus familiaris (dog), 1644 nucleotides. RefSeq names its product nucleolar pre-rRNA processing protein NIP7 (gene NIP7). NCBI's taxonomy places the organism in Eukaryota, Metazoa, Chordata, Mammalia, Carnivora, Canidae. Bases 32 to 574 code for a protein of 180 amino acids. The transcript is spliced from 5 exons. Gene Ontology annotation, cellular component: nucleus; nucleolus; preribosome, large subunit precursor. The record is from RefSeq and is marked validated. Gene Ontology annotation, biological process: ribosome assembly; ribosomal large subunit biogenesis. Gene Ontology annotation, molecular function: RNA binding.
CGCGGAUCCGGCGCUGCGACCCGGCGGCAACAUGCGGCCUCUGACUGAAGAGGAGACCCGCGUGAUGUUUGAGAAGAUGGCGAAAUACAUCGGCGAGAACCUCCAGCUGCUGGUGGACAGGCCGGACGGCACCUACUGUUUCAGGCUGCACAACGACCGGGUGUACUACGUGAGUGAGAAGAUCCUGAAGUUGGCCGCCAACAUCUCCGGGGACAAGCUGGUGUCGCUGGGGACCUGCUUCGGGAAAUUCACCAAGAGUCACAGAUUCCGGUUGCACAUCACAGCCCUGGAUUACCUCGCACCCUAUGCCAAGUAUAAAGUGUGGAUAAAGCCUGGAGCAGAGCAGUCUUUCCUGUAUGGGAACCAUGUGUUGAAAUCGGGACUGGGUCGAAUCACUGAAAAUACUUGCCAGUACCAGGGAGUGGUGGUGUACUCCAUGGCAGACGUCCCUUUGGGUUUUGGGGUGGCAGCAAAGUCUACACAAGACUGCAGGAAAGUAGACCCCAUGGCGAUUGUGGUAUUUCAUCAAGCAGACAUUGGGGAAUAUGUGCGGCAUGAAGAGACAUUGACUUAAAACGAAAUCAUCGCAAGGACUUAUGGCUGUGUGGAAGGGCCUAGCUUUGUUUCCUGUGUCUGUGUAGGCUCCAUCAUCAUGUUGAAUUUUGUCAACACUGUGACUUCUUCAGGGACUUCUUAGUUUAAUAUUCUCACUAUUACGGACGAUGCAGGUUGGAUUCUUAUGCGGAAAUGGCUCAAAAAUAGUGUUUCAGAUCUUUGUGACUAAAAAGAAUACUGUGUUUUAUAUUUGAAUCGGAGGGCUGCUUGUUUUGAGUAACAGGUUCUAAGUCAUUCGAACUGAGGACAAGAAUAGCCAGCUUAUUGUUAUCUGUGAUAACACUAUUUUCCAAACUCCUAAGACCACAAUAGAUUUUCAUUAUUUUUUAAUACCAUGAAAGUUAGAUACUGCCAUAUUAGAAUGGUAGGUCACAUGUGAGAUUUUACAAAUGAAAUUUGGAUAAAGUAAUUUAAUUUUUUCUGCUAAUUUUCUAUAUAGUAGAUGCUGUGUGGUGUGCAAGAAAACCUUGGAUUCAAACCCCAGUUCUGACACCUACCAGCUGUAUGACUUUGGAGGCAUCAUUAAACCUUGAUAAGCUUAUUUUUUUUCUUUCAAAAAACAGCUUUAACCAUCUACCUAAGAAUGGUUUUUAGAAUUACAAAUCAUGUUUGUAAAGCACUUAGCCCGGUGCCUGGCUCAUGUUACAUAUUAAAUGGAAAGAAUUAUUUUUAUAUUGCAUAUACUGGGUAUUUCUGUUACUAAGGAUAGGAUCUCGUGAGUAUAGUUUGAUUAUAUAUCUUGGUUCUUAUUCUUUUUCUUAGAUGUUUAUGGUCCCAGGCUAAUGUUAUUUUCAUCACCGUGAUUUCUUAAAAUGUGAUUUCCCUUACAAACCUUUAUUUACCUGACUGGACUAGACAGAAAGUGCUAAUCAGACACUGAAAUAAUUCAGCUUCUCUAUCCUUGCCCAUGCCUGCCAAAAUUAUUUUUGAAAUUAUUAAAAUGUUUUUUAAAAAUUGAAAAAUUCUACCAAGUUUUAAGAAACUGCCUGUAUUUAAAACAUUUCUUUAAAUACAUUGCUUUUUUUCCUG